Condylostylus longicornis is the source of this 6397-nucleotide messenger RNA. Its product is annotated as transcription factor mef2A-like. Bases 3060 to 4922 code for a protein of 620 amino acids. The record is from RefSeq and is a predicted model, not a curated record. Lineage: Eukaryota; Metazoa; Arthropoda; Insecta; Diptera; Dolichopodidae. The transcript is spliced from 8 exons.
AACACACAGAAAAAAUUUUUAAAUAAAAUUAAAAUUUUUCCUUCUUAUUUUCUUUUAUUUUAAACUUUGAAUAUAAAGCUUUGAAUAAGUAGAUUUAAAAGAAAAUUGAAUUUUCUAUCUUUAAAAAAAAAAUAAGAAAAACAGGAAAAAAAGGAAGACAAAACAACAAAAAAGAAAAAGUAUUACUGAGAGAAAAUUCAGAAAAAAAAUUUAAUAUAGAAAAAAAUCUCCAUUUAUUUAUUCAUUCCUUAUAAUCACAUUUUUCCUUAUUAAAGUGAUUUUGUAGUUGAAAAAAAAAAAAUAAAAAAAAACAACCGAACAAAAUGAAUUUUUGUUUUUGUAAUUUUAUGGCAAAAUUUAUUUUAUAUCCUUAUCGGGUUUGAAUAAAGAUAAGCCGAAAAGAAGAAGAAGAAAAAGAAAAAAAGAGAAAAGGAUAAUUAUGAAGGAAAAUGGAAAAAUACAUAAAACUCAACAAAGAAAAGAAAAAUAAAGGAGAAAAUAGCAACAAAUACAAAGAAGCAGAAAAAGUCCUUCGAGUAACAGUGAUAACGCAAAACAACAACAAAAACAAAGAUAACAAGUCAAGAAAUUGAAAAUUUUCCCUCUAGAGGAAUUUGCUUUGUUGUCAUGUUGUUACUUGGAAAAAAAAGUCAAAAAAAAAGAAAAAACAAAAAAAUAAAAAAAUAACAUAAAGUGAAAGAGAUAGGAAGAAAAAAAUAUUCUUUUUCCCGUUACUUCAGUUUUUCAUCACUUUUUCGUUUUCCUUUUUAUAAAAUUGUUGUUGUUUUUGUUCAAGAUUUCCUAAAUUUUGUGUUUUAAUUUUUUUUUCUUGUUUUUAUUUCACAUAUCAAAAGUGUGACUUUUAUUGAAAAUUGAAUAACUGUAAUAAUAAUAUUUUCCUUUAAGAAGAGAGUAAUUGAUAAUAAAAAUAAGUAAAUAUAGAAUACUAUAGAUGGCGAUAUCUACUUACAUACAUAAUAUCAAAGUUGCCGUCGGUUUUGACCACAUUAAAAAUGAAAUUUUUCACAUUCAACGUUUUUUUUUGAGCAAGAGUGUAAUGUUCUAUGAUCUCAUAAUUUUAUUUAAUUUUACUGUUAGUGUAGGUGCUAAUGCAAACUAAAUUUUUUCCAAUAUUUCUACCUCAUUUCGGGCAAUUUUCUUCUCCAUAUAUUUGUUUCUAGUGUUACAAUUAAAACUCAAUCCUUCAUUUUGCAGAAUUCUGUUGUUUUCUCAAAUCUAAAGCUGGUGCAAAAAAUUUGAAAUUUAAAAUCAAAAUAUUGGAUAUUAAAUCAUAAUUUUGAAAAUGAUCAGAAAUGAUGUUGCCGUACUUUUAACAAUAAAAAUUUUUCUGUAUAGUACAAUUGAAUGUAAUUUACUCGUCUUGCAAGGUAACAUAUCAAUUGUAAUAAAUGAGUGUUAAUAAGACGUUUAUUUUGAAUGAGAUUUAAAAUUUCAUAAAUUUUUUAAAAUUUUGUUGAGAAAAUUGGAAUUAAAUGGUCGUGUCUUAAUUUUUUAACAUUUUCAAUCAAAAAAAAACAUUAUUGCUAUCCUUUGAACUGACUAGUAUGUAGAAAAUCGCACAGUUUUUCUUGUAAAAUAUUAAAACACAAUUAUUUUAACAGUUAUUGUUCCAUUGAACUGUUCAAAACAACUUUAGCAAAACAAUAAUGCAUAAAAAUUUGUUCUACAUUAGAAUAUUAAGGUGAUCCUCUCGAAAUAUAUCGACGGCAACUCUAAUUUCUUUGAUAGAUAUAUAAACAAGAUGAUUUUAUGAUAAUAUGUAAUUCGGGAUUUUUCUUUUUAUACAUUUGUAUUUUAUCAGGAAUAAUGAUAAACGUUUUUGAUAAAAUGCUAUUAAAAUAAAACAAAAACAGAGAAAAAUAUACAAAAGUGAAAGAAAAAUCACUCACUUAAGACGAUCCGAUCCUUUAUUAUUUUAGCAAAAAAAAAGAAGGCUUUUAUAUUAUAUUACAGACAUAAUAUACUCACACAAAAUACACAUAUUUUUUUCUCUUUCUCUUAUAAAGUUAAAAUAUUACAAUGUUAACAUAUUAUUAUGUUAAAUAGUAAUAAUAAUAAUAACAAUAAUAAAUCGAAAAAAAGAGAGAAAAAUUUAAUGUGCAUACGAAUGAAUACCUACAAUAUCGUAUGUUAUUCUACAUCUUAAAUGUGUAUAAAAUUUUUUGUUUGCUUGAUUGUGUAUAUUUUACAUAUGUGUUAUUAUAAAUUCAUAUAGUAUACAUUUUGUAUAAUAAGUGCGGUUAAAAAUGUAUGUAAUGAUACGCAAGAAAAGUUGAAUAUUUAUAAUGGUUAUUAAAUUUACAGAUAUUAUACAUAAUAAUAAUGUUCAAAGAUAAAUGCUUACAUGCAAAUAUAUGAAGAAAAUAUCUAGAAAUAUAAAUAUGCAUAAUAUAGUGAAAGGAUAAUUUAAAUGAAUGUUGUUACAUUAUUAUAUUGAUAAACCUUAAUAUGUAUUUCUAAGGAACAAGUAGCGCGCCAGGAGCUAUACUUAAACAAAAUGUGUAGAAGGGAAGCUAUAUGCUGACUUUUUACUAAAUUAUAAAAACAUUUAACUAAAGUGAUAUGUUUGCAAUAAAAAAUUAUUUCUUAAUAACAAUAAAGAGAUUAUAAUUUCGAAUACAGAUUGCGCUACUUGUUAUACGUAUAGAUAUAAUAAGAAAACAUAACAGGAAGAAAAUUUUGACAAAGAAAUAAUGACAGGAGGAAACUAUAUUGUUAAAUAAAUGUAAAAAUUAAAUUAAUUGUUAGUAAAUUGAGAAUACUCUCAAACUACACAGAACAAUACUGAAAUAUAGCAAAUUUGAAAAAUUGAAUCAAGGAUUCGAAAAAGAAAAACUAAAAUAAUAAAAUUAUCUAUCACUUAUCAUAUAGGUUUAUGUUGAAAAUUGUGAAAAUAUUAUGUAGAUAGAAACAAAAAAAUUAAAAAAAAUUAUAAAAUUAUUUUAUUAAUUAAGUAUAACAAUUAAACAUAAAUGUAUGUGUGUGUGUAAUAAUAAUUGGUAUAUAAUAUUAAAUAGGAUUAUUAUUAAAAAUUUCAUAUGAAAAAUAUGAGAAUAAAUCCAUUUAUGGAAAUUCCACCAGCUUAUAGGAUGACAUCAAUAGUACAAUCACCAUCUACAGCUGAUUUAUUCAUGUCAUCAUUAACUGCAGCACCACGGUCUGGAAGCCAAAAGAAAUACUUAGUUUGCUGUUUGAUAUGCGGAAGUUUCUCAUGUCUUUUAGGGGCAAUGUUUCUAGGAAUAUAUUUUCUUAUACGAUCGUAUACAUUCAAUGGUUAUUUUGAAACUGUGCCAACAUAUGUACCUGCCGCACUGCUGAUGGUAACUGGUUUAUUUAUAGUAAGUUUCGCAAGAAGAAAAUUUCGUUACAGUUGCUUGAUCUAUUUUUCUGGUGUUACGAGUGCAACAUCUGCUUUAAUUUGUGCCGCAGUAACUGUCACCACAAAAGUUUUACAUAUGAGCAGAUUACAAGAUUUGAAUUUGAAUUGUGAAUAUAAAAUAACAACAAGAAUUUGUACAUGUUAUUCAGAUUUCGAAGAUGGACCAGAUGAAGCAAGAAAACUUUUAUUUAAUGCUGCCACAGAUUGUCGUGUGGCGCAAGGUGAUCUCUAUUCAUGUUUACAAGCAAUAUUUGGCCUAUCUAUUGCAGGAGUUUUAGUUGCUGUUUUUAGUUGUAUGCUCUCAUAUUUACUGUACAGUCACGAACGCAAGAAAAUGUAUUGGGAACAAUUGGAUAUGCGAUGUCGUUUAUUGCAUGCAAGUCAUUUUACUGGUGGUAUUGGUCAACCACCAUUACCAUUGCCAGCAUCUAUAAUUACAAAUGAUUCGCAUGGGAAUACAACACCUUGCAUUGGAUGCUGUGAACAAUGUCACGCAACAACACAACAAGCUGCAAAUUCUAAUAGCAUUUCUGGUUAUCCUUAUGCUCCUUUAGAAUUUCCAUGGAAUGAUUAUACAAAUUGUGCUAGCAGUAAAUUUUUGACAAUCGCUGGAAAUAAUAAUCUUCAUAAUCAUAAUUUUCAUAAUCAUCAUCAUCAUCAUAAUCAUCAUAAUUUUCAUCAUCAUUUUGGAAAUUUUUUUAAUUCAAAUUUUUGUACACCAAAUCAAAUAAUGACAACGGCCAGAUUGAAUGAAACAAUCGAAAAUAAUUCUGAAAAUGUAAUAACAACAGAAACAUCUGCUAUAUCUUCUUUAUGUUCUAACAAUAUUAAUAAUAAUAAUAAUAAUAUAAUUAAUAAUACGAUAACAGGAUCUGAUGAAUGUGGAACUAAUAAUAAUAACAAUAAUAUUAGCAAUAACAGGAAUAGUGAUUGUAAUAUAGUCGCAAAUUUAUCAACAACAGAACAGUCAUCAUCUAUAUCAAAUGGUAUUAUUAAUGAUAAUAAUCAUAAUAAUGGCAGUAGAGGAUGGAGAUGGCCAAGAAUGCCAUGGCAAAGAAAUUUUGAUUUUAAUUUAUUUCAACAAGCACUUCUAUCUCGACCAGGAAGCUUUAAUCCAGGAUUAGAUUUUAAUAAUUGGCCAGGAUUUUUACAUAACUCAAAUCCAACAUCAACUAUACAAUAUCCAUCAACAAAUUAUAUUAAUGGUUAUCCAAUAGGUAUAUGGGGACCACCACCACCACCAUAUAGUGAUCCAAAUAGUCCGAAUUGGAGAAUUGGUAACAGUUGCAAUAAUGAAACAAAUGAUGAUAGUAAUGAUAAUCAAUGUAAUGACACAAAUACUUUAAGAACAAAUUCUGAUAAUGGUAAUUUAUAUUCUAGUCAAUUGAAUUAUAUUGACUUACGACCACCGGAAUAUAGUGCUGAACCAUUAUCAAUAGUAUCACCAUCGACGAAUUAUAGUGAGAGCAAUAGUAAUUGUAAUAACGAAAUAGAAAGUGAAAUAUCACAAGGUACAAAAUAAUAUUUUGUAUCUUCACAAUUUUAGUUAUAUUUUCAAAUUUGUAUAUGUGUAAUAAUAUAAACCUUUAAAAUACAUACACAUAUAAAUGUAUAAAGUUAAGAAAUAAAAAAAAAAGAAAAAUCAUAUUUUAUAGAAGAGGAUUAAGUAUUUAUUAUUUGAAAAAAAAAAAAAUAAUAAUAAUAAAAAAAAAAUCAGAAUUGUGAUCUUAGGUUAUAGAUGACUAAUUUAAGAAUACCAGGUAGUGGAAAAUAUCAUUUCCAGGUGGUUUAAAAUAUUCUUUUAAUUUUUUUUUUUUGGGUCUUCUUGUUUCUUAUAUUUUGUACAUUAUCGAUAAUACAAAUAUGAAAAGUCGGUGCACAUAUUAUCAUUCUAUAGAAUAGAGAUACAAGUUAAUCAUUUCUAUAUAAUUGUAUAUCUUUCUGUAAGUAUGUGAGAUGCAAAGUAUACGGAAGGAAUACUUUCAACUUUUCACGAUGCGUGAGUCAUUAAGAAAUUAGCAUAAUGGCCUUGUAAAAAUUAUAAACACUUAUUCAGAAUUCCAUAUUAUUUUCCUGUUCGGUUGUUACCGAAACAUUCAUUUCAAGACGGAAUUGGCUUAAUCAUUAAUAUAACGUUUUCCCAAUACAAACAUUUAUUCUGCUUAUGCAACACACCUCAAAAUUUUUAAUCUCAACAAUAAUCAUGUAUGGUACCUCAGGUUCUAAACUGGAUAAUUUUUAAAUCUUAUACUUGAGAGAAUAACUUAUUCUACUACCUUAGAACAGAGAAAGUUAGUUCUGGAAUCGUAAUAAGAAUCAUCCAAAAUUGGAGUACUUGAAGUACCUCUACAAUAAUAUCAACUUAGCACAAAAUAAGAUUGACCUGUGAAUAAUGGGAUUUGUCCGUGAAUAAUGCUUAAAGAUAUAGUUCCAGACCAUUUUUUUAUUUUGCGAAUAAUAAAAUGAAUAAAAAUUGCUUUAUUUUGGAAUAGUUAACAACUUUUAAUCAUUUUAACUUUUGGGCGGGCAACUCAUAUUUUGUAUAUCAGGUGUACAUUUUAUAUCUUGUAUAAAUGUCUUAUAGACCUAAUAGGUAAAGAAAUGUAAGACUUGAACUGAACAUUUCAAAUAUAAAUAUGAAAAUUAGAUAAACAUUGUAAAAAUAAAAAAAAUAAAAAAAUCAGAAAAAAAUUGUAUAAACAAAGAAAUGCAAAAAUAAUAAAAAGUUAUAAAAAAAAAUAAAAGUAAAUGUAAUGUGAAACCCGAAAAUUUUAAUUUUUAUAAAAAAGAAAAAUGAAAAUUCUUAGAUUAUUUAAGUAAAUAUGUAUAAAGUAUAUAUAUAAAUUCAUAAGUAUAUAUAUAUAAUUAUAGAGGGGAACAAAAGAUUGAUGGGGUUAUCUCUGUACACGUUUAGGAGUCUAUAAAAUUAAUUCAAAAUCAAUUUAGUUGUGUAAGAUCCUAGGAAAUAAAGUAUUUUUACUUGAAAAAAUAAAAAGU